AUGGACGACUUAGAUGCGUGGGGAGACUUAUCGAAUAUACCACCAGAUCCACCCGUUAUGCGUGAGCUCUGCGAUCAAUGCGAAAGGCCAUCUGUUGUAUGUUGGUGUUCUGCAUUGCCACCCAAAAGAUUGCAUCCUCAAAGCACUAUAAUACUUUUACAACAUCCAGCAGAGGAGAAGAGGUGUCUGCGAACUGCUCCAAUGUUGCAACUUGGGCUGGCUGAAAACAAGUGCCUUAUAUUUAAAGGGAAAAAGUUUCCCCAACCACGACAUGAGAACUUGGAAAAAAUUCUCUUGCAUGAAAACACUGUGCUGUUAUAUCCCAGCAAAGCAGCAAUAGACAUUAAAGACUUAGAUUGUAAUAUUAAAUCAUAUAAUUUGGUUUUAAUUGACGGUACAUGGCCACAAGCUAAGGCCAUUUACGCAUCUAGCUUAAUAUUGCAGAGAAUAAAACAAGUUAAACUUGUAACUAGUUGUGCUAGUAACUACAUCAUUAGGACUCAGCCAACUGAAGGCUGUUUGAGCACUCUUGAGACAGCGGCAGAAGCUCUAUCUCAGCUUGAAAGAGAUCCAAUUUUUAGACAGCAACUCGUUGAGCCUUUACACAUGUUAUUGAGAGCCUGUGAUAAAGAAAGAAAGAUGAAACAAGAAAGUGAAAAUUCCGAAUUAACCGAGCGAAUAGCGGAAUUCAAGAGCGAUCCAGAGAAACUACGACAGGCCUCUGAGUUUGUAGAACAGCUUAUUGAGCAGGCAAGAAAAGAGGCAGAAAUAAAACAUAAAGAGAAAGAGCGAAGCAAAUUCGAAUCGCAAGAAUUGGGAUCAAAUAACACAAAAAGGCGCUUUGGAAGAGCUCGUGGCUUUGUAUUGCGGAUGUUUGAUGCACUCUGCAACUGUACGCAAACCGCAGCAGCCGCCGCACGUACACACGCUCGAAACAAUCCUUUUACAAAACGUUAA
Messenger RNA from Leptosia nina, 957 nucleotides. NCBI's taxonomy places the organism in Eukaryota, Metazoa, Arthropoda, Insecta, Lepidoptera, Pieridae. The record is from the annotation of a GenBank genome assembly.